GGGAAGGGGAUUGCACAACACCUCUUGCCUGUCAGAAGAUCUGGUGGUGGCGAACCAGUGUAGGCAUGCCAGAGCUGCUAGGACAAGCAAGAAACGAGGUGAUUGCAGUAGACUGGAAGGGACUGAAAGAUGUGGACCAAAUCAAUAUGGACAGCACCAGUUCACUACAUGGCAGCAGCUUCCAUCGUCCUUCUACUGAGCAAACACGGACAGAUUUCUCCUGGGAUGGUAUCAAUGAGUUUGUAGGAAGUGUAUUUUAUCAUUUUCAGCUGUAUACAGAACUGGAACAGGGCAGCAUGUCCAUGGAGGAUUGGAAGCAGCCGAAGGGAGGCUUCUCACAGCCUGAUUCUGCCUUUGCCACUGGCCUUACCUCAUUCAGUACCACACUCUCCAUGGAAGAUACAACCUCCAUCCUCCCCAAGCUGAAACGUAACUCCAAUGCUUAUGGGAUUGGGGCUUUGGCUAAAUCAUCUUUCUCUGGGAUAUCCCGCAGCAUGAAGGACCAUGUCACAAAGCCAACGGCUAUGGGCCAAGGCCGUGUGGCUCACAUGAUUGAAUGGCAAGGUUGGGGUAAAGGUAACAGCCAGCAGCAGCAACAUACGCAUGAGACGGCACGCAAAGAUGCUGAUGCCUACUCAGACCUGAGUGACGGCGAAAAGGAGGCCCGGUUCCUUGCAGGAGUGAUGGAGCAAUUUGCUAUAUCAGAGGCGACUCUCAUGGCCUGGUCCUCCAUGGAUGGUGAGGAUGUGAGUGUAAACUCAAAUCAGGAGAAUCCAGCGGGCAACUACUCUGAGAAUUAUCAGGAACUAAUGGAGAGCCAAGAGCACAUGGCCCAGACGCAGUAUGAUAGCUGGCCUCAUUCCUACGUCUCACAGGGCAUGUAUUGCUUAGGUUCAUCUGAUGCCUGGGAGACCAGCGAUCAGUCCCUCAUUGCUUCCCCUGCAACUGGCUCCUACUUAGGCCAGAAUUUUGAUGAAUCGCAGACAAACCUUCAGGAAAGUAUUUUGAUUCAGAGCAGCCUUCUCCAGCAGCAACAGCUGCAGCAACAGCAGCAGGAGCAAAACUUCAUCCAGAGCACGGGGCUGGUCCAUGUGUGGCCUCUGCAGACUGCGCAGGGUGGAAGUGGCGCUGAAUCCAGCACUUACAUGGAGGACCACCUUGAGGAUAAUGGGAACCCACGGCUGGAGAAGGCUCCUCUCCUAAACAAGAAGCCCUCUCCAGAGGAAGAUGAUGUAGUAUGCCGGGACCUGGAAUCACUGUCUCCUCGAGAGGAGAUGGAACAUGCUGCGCUGAGCCGCAAAGUCUCUGAUGUUACCUCUUCUGGGGUGCAGUCUUUUGAUGAGGAAGAGGGAGAAACAAACAACUAAUGGUUUUUGUGAAAUUCUCAUCACUGCUGAAAAAAGAGUGGGGUGGCAAGGAAUGAAAUGACAGGGAUUAUUCUCUCCAGCUCCCCAUACUUCCAAGCAGACACACUUUCAGUUUCUGACGUUUAAUUAUUUUUUUAAACAAGAGGAAAAUCUCAAAGUGAUUGACACACAAAGACCUCUUCUUUCCCUCUACAAUGGACACAUAUUUUCAAUUUUCAUUGCUCUGAGCAAUGCACCUGAGGUGCUUGGAGAGAUCUGGAUUGGUAAAUCAUUUCUAAAUCUUUUAAAUACAAAGUCUUGGCUCUGGAUUCAAACUAUUCUGGUAUAGGGAUAUGGCUGAUGCAAUAGGCUUGAUAUAGGGAGUGGCUUUGUGGCUAAAAUCCAUUCUGGCAGAAUGGAUAUUGCUUUGUGGACAUGAUGUUUUUAAUAGAAUAUAUGAAUAUAGACUGUUUUAAAAUGAAGAUAUGGCUUUACAAAUAUAGAUUGCACUAGUAUAGUGAUUGUGGCUGCUACAGAGAAUAAGGCUGUAUUCAAUACAGACUGUACUGAGAUGAAGGAUUCACUGUGUAACCAGAUCCUCAAUAGCACCUUGAUAUGAAAUUGUAGGCUCAGUGGAUACAGACUGCGCUCCAUGGGCAUGGGCUGUGCUGCAGUACAGAUGGCCUGGCUCUGUGUGCAUGGCUGUACUGUGGCAUGGAGGAAUGAGUGCAGAUAUGUAUCUAACCCUGCUCUGAGAUACUCACGCUUUGGUUUCUUUGUAGUCUUUAAUUUAUUUGUUUCUCUCUUUGACAUUUCUAUCCUCCCAGGAGCUGGCAGGAAUGCUGUGUCCUUUUGGCAUUGGGCACCGAAUACCAGUAGAAAGGACUUUGUCAGCUACUGAGUCAGUCACCAAGAGCUGACUCUUGUGGGGGGCUUGAGAACAUGUCCAUCUUGGUGCUGCUGCAGCAUCCUUAUGUCUUUUCCUUUGCCAGCAACAUUGGCAGACCAAGAGAGUCUGCAGAUCCAGGAAUAGCAUGUACAGCUAUGAGAUCACAGAUUUCCAGUUUACACUGGAAUUUUCAGUUGUUGCUUUUUUUAAAAAAAACUUUUUAUAUUGCUGUUUAAGUGUUCCUAAAAAAGCAGUUAGUAGUGGUGAAGGCCUGUUCUCCCGUCGUUACUUAUUAUAAAUACUGCACCUUUCCCAUUUCUGCCACUCCUUCUGCAGUGCCAAACACAGAUGGAGGAAAGGGGCUAGAGACAAAGUUUCUUCCUAUUUCUUUCUUCUCCUUGAUUAUAUAUUUUUUUUUUCUUUUGUUUUCCUACCUUCAGACAAUGUAAAUAACAGUCAAAGCUUGGUCUGUUUCUUUUGCCCCAUCUCUGCUCUUUUUUUAGGAGUGGAGAAAGCUGAUUUUACAAAUUUUUUCUAUUUUUUGGGGUUCUGGUUUUUUUUUCUUUCUUUUUUAUGUUAAAAAAAUUACAGUUUGUUGACUGGUGGGAAUUUGGUCUCUCACAGUUCCUCACUGUGUUUCUAUGGACCUCCUUUUGAAGGGAAAGGACUUUGUAAGGUAACUAAAAAACUGUCUUCUCUUAAGCUUUCACCAGGAAACAAAUGGGAACAGAAAUAAAAGAAAAAAAAUUGUACAAGGCUAUUGAUUUUGCUAGAGGGCUGAACAGAACAGUGGAAAUUACACAUGUUGAGUUUUAAUUGCAAUAUCUCUAGGAAUGAAGCAUCAGCAAAGCAUGGGUUUAGAUGGGAUACUAGAUCUGAUGAGCUAGAGGGAGGAAUUUGCCUGGACGCUGCCAUACUGUGCUAGGGGCAUCACUUCCUACUUUCUCUGAUUCAUAUCUACUCUGUUCAAUUCAUCAAGUGUUUGUCUAUUCCUCUUCAGGCUUGUAUUUUUGGAUUACAGGAGAAUGAUACGUGCUCACUUCCUGAUUCAGCUUUAGACUCAUCAAGAAUGUCUAAGGAGAGUGAAAUGUGACCAAAAUAGCAUCAUCAGACGUCAGAGUUCAGACAGCUCCUGGCAAGCAAAGUAGCCUAUGUCCAGGAGUUAUGAAAAAUACAAAUGGGACUCUCAGGUAAAACUUUAUCCCACUCAGCUUUCUCUCACAUUGGCAGCUGUAUGAAGAGGGAAGUCUAAGAACUCCCAGGUCUUUCCAGCCCUGACCAUUUCAAGAGGAUGUCUUCCCUCUCUGUUGUUCUUCUAAAGGAAAAGACCUCUGGGAUUUUUAAGUAAGAUUGAUAAUUUGGUGUAGGUAAGAGAUAAAAACUUUUGUGACCCUUUUUUUUAGUCAAUUUCCUUGGGCUUUCUUAAAUCUGUCAUAGGAAGUAGCUCUUCUCCUGAAUGAUGGACUUUCAAUUUCUCUGUGCAGAUGUUUACACAUUCAAGUGCUAACUUCCCUUGGGCAGCAGCACUUGUUAACAGUUCUUUCAGGGUCUCUGCUAGCUCAUUUUCCUGAACUGGCUUUGAUCUAGUUGUGGAUCAGUGCCAGGAAAUCACACUAACCAGAGCAGGGGACAGUGCAAGUGCCAAGGGUACCUCAGCAGAGGACAAAUGAGGAAGUGUUAGUCUUUUGUUACUUCCUAAAAAAAAAACCAAACCUUCAGGGAAACAGAAUAGUCUGGGAAGUUUCUUUGUGGGAGAAGAUUUGAGUGGUUUGUUGCUUUUUUCUCAUAUGCCUCUCCAGAACUAAUACGGGUGGUUCACAGUGUUUCAGAGAAGCUUCAGAUUAUCUUUCCAUGUUGUCUAUGUGACUGAGACAAGUGGGUCAUAUUGUCUAUGGCUUUUUUCUUUUUUUUUAUACUGUGGUAUUUAAUAAGGCAUAUAAUCAGUGUCUAAAAGAUGUGCAUUUUCCUCCAUGCGAGGGAAUGACAGGGAAAUAUCCACAUAGGGAAAAAUGUGAAAAAAACAAGAAUUGGACUUAUGGAAAAUUCUGUGGAUUUCAAUAGUGAGGGAAAACCUAUCUAGAGUUUUCUAGACUGUUGAAUAGGAUAUAUGCUGUAUAAUUUCAUAACCUGAUCUCUAGAAAUGUGUAGAUAGACUCAUUCUUUGUGCAGUCUAAUGAGUUUGAGGAGUACUUUGUGAAAACUUUAAAGCUUACGACACUCUAUAAAGUUUUUUCAUAAAGGUCAUGACUGUCUGUGAAUGAAAUUCCAGCCUAUUUCUGAAAGAUGAAAAAGGCUAUUUUUCACAACCUCUCCACAAUCCAGAUGAUAAAUGUAUCUGCUUCUCUAAUUGAAAGGAACUUGACUGGAGAUAGCAGGCCACCCAUAAUCACUUGCUACUUGAGUAAGCAUCCAGAGCUGAACUGGGAAGGUGAUUUGAAUACACAUGAAAGGUUUGUAUAACCUGGCCUUUUCUUAUGUAAUAUGCUUGCUGCUUGUGUGUAUCCUCUAUCAGAGAGAGUUACCUGGAACCUAAAGCACAUUUUCCAAAAAAGCCAUCAUUAUAUAGUUACCUAUUGAAGCAUAUGGAAGGCACAGGUGCUCUGUGAGCAAAAUUUGGCUUCCAGUUCUUUAUCCUGGUGAGGGUGGAUGAAUUGUACAGUGUCCAGCCAAGUGCUCAGAGUGCAGAUUGAACAGUGAGGCUGAAAAUAGUAAGGAAAUGUAAGCUGAGUAUACCUGAUCUAUUGUCAGGGUUGCUUAUUUUUGAUCAAUUAUACUGCUUGAUUUAAACUCAGAAAAUGGAGUGGGGGAGAAAUAAGAACAUCAGAUUGGCAAAAUCUUGGCAGAUUUGUUAUAUUAAGAUUUGGAACAAGUGCUGGAACCAGCAGCUUUGGGCUGCCCUAAUAAUGCAUGAAAAGUGACUACCUCAGAACAUCGGAGAUGAGCAUGUUUCAUCUCUAAGGCAUAGUUUCUGGCUCACUUACAUGUUGAGGGGGAUGUAGGGAAUUACUAAGUGGUACAUGAAUAUUCUGUGCUAAAGCCUUGAUCAAAGAAAGUAGCUAGGAAAGCGAGGCACCUUAGAACUACUAAGUCAUUGGUUUGGGCCUCUACCUUCCUAGCAGCUGUUAAUCUUCCCUUUAUGACCAUUGAUGUAAUUUGAUGAAUGUCAGAUUAUUGCUUAAUUGUUCCCUUGCUUCUUUUCAGUGAUGGCAUCAGAAAUGACAUAAUGCUAGUGCUCCUGUUCCUGUUGUCUUAUGACUUAGAGGGAGGGCAGAUCUUAUUUACUUUACCUAAGAUACAAUGGAGUGCCCCUGUUUAGGCAGCUCUGGACCGCACCCAUCCAGUUCAGUCAUAUGAGAUCUACAGACCCUGCUGUGUUUCACAGGAUGAGUUCCUUCCAUUCAGGGCCCUGGGAUUACAGCGACUCAACAAUUUUGCUUGUUUGGUCCAAACCUUAAAGGCAAGAACCAUACAAGAGAAGCUUACAUAAUUUUUUCUUUAUAGACACAUUUUAAGCACUCUUCACAAGCUUUUUGAGUUUUCUUCAACCCCAUUACCUCACACUCUGGGAUGGAGAAGUCAAUCUGCUUCUUCAGUUUCUGUGCUUCUAAAUCAGCAACUUCUGGGAAACCGCUGACAAGUCACCCACUUCCCUUUUCUCUCUUACCCCUUUAAGACUUUAAAUCAUCUUUCAUGGUAAGGUUGAAGCAGAGAACAGAAUUUAACCAUAACUUUAAGAUGAUAAAACGGUGAGAUGCUGUGAAGGAAGCAGCCCUCUGCCCUGAUUGUACUCACCUCCCACAGCCCUUGUGCAGAUACUGAUAGACAGCUGACCCCACAACAAACCUUUAUACUCUACUGCAAAAGGGAAGAGGGAACAGCUGUGAGCAGAUGGAGAAUGAGCAUUAUUCUCAGCAUCUGGCAUUUAUAUCAGGUUAGGUAAACUGUGAAAGUCCAUUUUGAAAUUGUAUCUCCAUGACAAGUCUAAGCUGCCAAAGGAAGCUGUCAUGCUUCCUGCCUUUCCUCUCCAACAACUGUAUGCUUCUGCUGCCUAAGAAGCAUGAGUAUUAACAUUCAUUUGGCUGCUCAGGAACUGGCACCAAUGAAAAUGAACUCAGUUCCCUAUUAAAAAAAGAGUUUCAGCAAUUUUAAUUGCUUCACUUGGUGAAACAUUUUUUUCUGGAUGGAAUAUCCCUUGUUUGUUGUUCAGGCAACUCUAUAAACAAAUCACCAUUUCCCUUAAACUAAUUGUUUGACUUUUUUUUUCUUUUCUCUUUUUUUUUUUUUCCCCAAAAAGAAGAACAAGAAAGGAAAUAGAAAUGAAACCCAUUCCAAUACCGAGAUUAUCAGCAACACCAGCUUAAAACUAGAAAAAUAUAAGUAACAGAUUCAUUGUGAAUUUGAUUCCGCUCCCCUGUAGUAAUCUGACAGGGAAAGAUUGCUAUGCCAUGGCUCAGGGAAGGAAAAAAUAAACAGGGAACAUGUUAGCAAAGUAGUGCCUAUUAGAACUAAACGUAUGUGUAGCACAGCCUACAGUCAUUAAAGCACAGUCUCAAAUAUGAAUGCAGGCUGCAAAGUCAACAUCAGGUGCCUCUUCUGUAUGACAGUUGUUUAGCAGACUAAAUAGUAGUGAAUCUGCACAGGAACAGAAGAGUAAAACUUGACACCUGUGUCAGAGCAAUGUCUUUCUUCAUCUCAGAAUGCAUCUAGAAGCCUGAGCAAGAAUUAACUGGGGUGGGAAAGAGGACAGAUAGUUAUUAUGUUAAGAAAUGGACACAGGAGACCUGCAUUACAACAUAAGGGUCUAUUUACUUUUUUUCCCAAAAUAGGGAAAAAAAGUGGUAUCUUCUCUUUGGUAAUCAAGAGAAGCUCUAUAAAUGUCUGUUGUUGGUCCAUAAGAUGGACCAAGAGAAAAAGGUGGUGGAUUGGUUUUUGUUUUGUUUUGUUUUGUUUUUUGUCAGUGCAGAUACACAAUGCUGGAAUUGGAAAAAAUUAGUCAGUCCAGGACUCUGAGAAAGAGUAUGUUUACUAAAACUGUGGAGACUUGGUUCUUAAAGUUACGAAAACUUGUUCAAGUAAGAAGUCUCUCAGUGCAGAUGUCAAAGAACUUAUGUACUGAUGAGUGGUAGCUGCUGUCUUCUAGAGGAGUUGCAGUGUUCUGUAAAAAGAAUGUUAUCUGUUUUUAUUGGGGAUGUUUUGCAUGUGCUGGUCUUGUUUCUGCUUUUCCCUAAGGGAGCAAAUGUCCGUGCUAGUCAGACAAAAACAUCUAAAAUGGAUUUUCUCCAUGUUGGAAACAAGAAUAUGUGAAUGAAGAUUUACUUGUAAUGAGAUAAAAUCAUCUAGUACAUAUUUACUAGUUUGCUGGAUUCAUUUUCAUUAGGCAUGGAACUCCAGUGAUAUGUUGGAGGUUAAAAGGUUAGGAACCCUUUUCUAAAGCUCUGCUGAGCUUCCAUGGGGCAAAUGCAGGUGGGCUUCACUUCUUUUUGGAUAUUGCAUGUGAGCAAUGUAGCAAGCCAAAAGCUCUUUCGCAGGCAUAUAUUCUUGUUUGGCUUCAUUUUCUCUUCUCUGGUUUGUGGAUAUUGUGGAUUAUUGGAGGUCUCUGAGAAUCCCUAGACAACAUGGUAGGAACUCAGAAGUAAUUUCGCAGGGAACAUAAUUUAUCUCUUUUCAUAUAUAGGAGGGUCCAGACUGAGGAUCUGGGAGAUGCAAGGGUGGUUGAUGGGACUCUGGGGUGUCACGGGGAAUGCAUUCCUGGAGCAUGUUUAAAAGUAAGUAAAGGUUUGGGGCUCCAGUUAUUGUAUUCUUAGUUUCUGAAACUGCUUUAUCACGAGCAUAUGGGACAAUGGAAGUUGCAGCAAAGCAAUUUUAAGACCAGUCUGUACACAUUUUCUGUAGGGGAAGGCUGCAUGGUGAUUAUUUGUAUUCUUUCAAAUUAGUGUUUACAGAGAUGCAUUAAUGUUUGGUGGGAAAGUAUGGAAUGAAUGGAAGUAAAACGAAAAGAGGAAGAGGUCCACUAUUGUAAGCUUUCAUCCCUACCUAGCCCUUAACGAUGAUUUAUUUGCCUUUGGUCUUCCAGCUCCAAAACAUGUUUGCCUGAAAAGUUUUGUUGAAUAUACUUCGCAUGUUUUGAUAAUGUGACUUAUGAGGUAACACUUCUACGAAGAUAUAUAUAUAUAUAUAUAUAAAUGCACACAUAUACAAAUACAUACAUACACAUACAUACAUGUACACACACUACAUAUAGACUUAGGAAACUGUAUGGCAUUAUACACCUCCAUGCCUGUAUGUGGCAGCAACCACAUAGGGGAGGUAGCUCAAAAUAGCAUGUACAGUCCUUUAUGGAGUUGUUAUUAAACAGAAUGUGGUCUUGCCAUCCUG
Centrocercus urophasianus (Greater sage-grouse) is the source of this 8610-nucleotide messenger RNA. RefSeq names its product family with sequence similarity 131 member B (gene FAM131B). The transcript is spliced from 9 exons. Bases 66 to 1367 code for a protein of 433 amino acids. NCBI's taxonomy places the organism in Eukaryota, Metazoa, Chordata, Aves, Galliformes, Phasianidae. The record is from RefSeq and is a predicted model, not a curated record.